GGUGGCGAAACACAUAGGGCAGUAAGAGUGGAGGAUGGAGGCCAGAAGGAAGCACAACUGUUUUAUAUUUCUGAACGUGUUUGUUGCCUAACAAACAGACUCAGAACGCAGCCCACAACGCAAGUAAUUCCUUCUCUCUCACAGGAAUCUGAGUUUUCAGCAAUGGACUCUCUCUCAGCAUCAAACGGUAGUUUUACCCUCGACCUUUUCAAAAAGCUGAAUGAAUCUUUUAAAGGCCAAAACAUUUUCUUUUCCCCUUGGAGUAUUUCAUCUGCUCUGGCCAUGACUUAUGUGGGGGCAAAAGGUAACACUGCAACACAGAUGGCUGAGGUGCUUCAUUUUAAGAAAACAACAAGAACCGGAGAAGGCUGUUUGCAGGUGACAAGAACUUCUCGUGGGAGGCCAAAGAAAAGGAAGAUGGUAUCUGAGGACUGCAAAGCUGAAGACAUUCAUUCUGAGUUCCAGGCAUUAAUCUCUUCAAUCAACAAACCCCAAAAUUCUUACUUGCUUAAAACUGCCAACAGACUGUAUGAGGAACAGACUUUCCAGUUUCAUAGUGAAUAUGUAGAAUUCGUUAAAAACUAUUACCAUGCACAGCCCCAAGCAGUUAACUUUACAAAAGCUGCAGAACAAGCCAGAAAAGAAAUCAAUUCCUGGGUAGAAAGCCAAACUGAGGGGAAAAUCCAGAAUCUGCUGCCUAGAGGUGCUGUUGAUUCCAACACCGUACUGGUCCUGGUUAAUGCCAUUUAUUUCAAAGGAAAGUGGGAAAAGAGAUUUCUGAAUGAAAACACGUCUGAGAAUCCCUUCAGACUGAGCAAGACCAAGACUAAACCAGUGCAGAUGAUGUUUCUAAAAGAUAGAUUUCCAAUAUGCUACUUGGAAACAAUGAAGGUUAAAAUUGCUGAGCUUCCAUACGUCAAUAAUGACCUCAGCAUGCUCAUCCUAUUACCAGAUGACAUUGAGGAUAAAUCUACUGGUCUGGAACAGCUAGAGAGGGAAUUGACAUAUGAGAAAUUAUCCAAGUGGACCAGCCCAGAAAUGAUGAAAACGUCUGAAGUGGAGUUGUUUCUGCCCAGGAUCAAAUUGGAAGAGAGCUAUAACCUCAAAUCCACUUUGAGCAGCAUGGGGAUGAAAGAUGCCUUCAUUCAGAGCCAAGCUGAUUUCACAGGGAUGUCUAACAAUAACGAUCUGUAUUUGUCACAAGUUUUUCACAAGUCCUUUGUUGAGGUCAAUGAAGAAGGCACUGAGGCUGCAGGUGGCAGUGCAGUCGUUGUAGCAGUGAGAACAUCCUUAAAUUCUGUAAGAUUUAAGGCAGAUCAUCCUUUCCUCUUCUUCAUCAGGCACAACAAAACCAACAGCAUCCUCUUCUUUGGCAGAUUCUGCUCCGUUCUAACCAUGGAUAACCUCAGUAAAUCAACACCCACCUUUUGCACUCAACCUAUUCAAAAGUUGAGUGAACCUGCCAAGACACAGAAACUUAUUCUUUUCUCUUUGAGUAUCUCCUCUGCUUUGUCCAUGUUUUUUUUGGGUGCAAAAGGCAACACUGCAGCCCAGAUGGUAAAGGUGCUUGCUUUGGACAAAGCUGAAGAGAUUCACGAUGGAUACCAGUCACUUAUUUCUGAAGUUAACAAACCAGGCACUAAUUAUGUGCUUAGGAUUGCCAACCGGCUCUAUGGGGAAAAGACGUUUAAAUUUCUUGCAACAUUUAUAGACUCCUGCCUGAACUUCUACCAUUCGGAGCUAGAACAACUUGACUUCUCUAGGGCUGCAGAAGAUUCCAGAAAACACAUAAAUGCCUGGGUGGAAGAAAAAACUGAAGGUAAAAUCCAGAAUCUGUUGGCUCAGGGUAUUAUUGAUUCGAUGACCAGACUAGUCUUGGUGAACGCCAUCUACUUCAAAGGCAACUGGGCAACCCAAUUUGACAAAGAUCGCACAGUGGAAGGGGAAUUUAAAAUUAACAAGAAUGAGACGAAACCAGUACAGAUGAUGUUCAAGAAAGCUAAAUUUAACAUGAACUACCUAAUAGACUUUCAGACCAAAAUCCUUGACCUCCCUUAUGUUGAUAAUGAGACUAGUAUGAUCAUCCUGCUUCCCGAUGAAAUCCAAGAUAAUUCCACUGGCCUGGAACAGCUGGAAAGAGAACUUACCUAUGAGAAACUUACAGAGUGGAUACAUCCAGAAAUGAUGGACUAUAGUGAAGUGGAAGUGUUUUUACCCAGAUUUAAGUUGGAGCAAGCUUAUGAUCUGAAGCCUGUUCUGAAGAGCAUGGGAAUGGCUGAUGCAUUUGAUGAAAACAAGGUGGAUUUAUCUGGAAUGUCAGCCAGCAAUGACCUAUUUCUGUCUGAAGUUGUUCACAAGUCCUUUGUGGAGGUAAACGAAGAAGGCACGGAGGCAGCAGCUGCUACUGCAGCGGUGAUCACUAUGCGAUGUGCACUGAUUGUACCACAGUUUACUGCUGACCAUCCUUUCCUCUUUGUUAUCCGGCACAACAAAACUGGCAAUAUUCUGUUCUAUGGCAGAUUUUGUUCCCCCUAAAAAAAAAAAAAAAAAAAAAAAAAAAAGUUGCAGCCCUUAACACAGUAAAGCUAUUUCCAUUUUACUAUCUUGGGAUUUUUUUUUGUACUCUAAGCAACAAGCUUUGUACAGAUGCUGUACAUUACAUGGUGCAACCCUAAACAGCCUUCUCUCUUGUGCCUGAAACAGCUUUUUAUAGACCUCUAUUCAAAUUUAAGCAACAGUUUUAAAUAACAGGAUCAUUUAAUAUUUUUGCCAAGUGGUAAGACUUAAAAUGGCAUUUGCCAUAGUUCACUGUAAAGCACCCCUUGUAUUCCAUAUACCUUAAUAAAUGCAGGGUUCCUUAACUUGAGCCCAUUUUUAGCCAUGACACCUUGUUUCCUGCAUCCCUCCAUCUCUGUACAUAUUACCGUAGAAAUUUGAUUCUCAUACUUGGGGUUUCUUAGCAGCAAGUGGUAAGAUCUCCUGGGGAGAGGAAAAAGAAAAAAGACUGACUUCUGACUGACCUUCAAAUGCUUUUUGCAAAUUUCCCUUCUCCCUCUCUCAUUUUCCAGACUGGUUCCUUCCAUGUCUAGCUAUGCAGCCAUCUAACAGAUUUUUAUGAAUGGUGUUUUCACAACUGUUACUCUUGGGAGAAAAUUGAGCAAGUACUUAUUCAAGACAAGGAAUGAAGUCAGCUCUACUGAAGUCAAUAGUAAAACAACUUCUUGACUUCAGUGGGGUCAGAAUUCCACUCUGCAUAUGUCUUAUCACUAGUUAACCUGGGUUACACUAAUAUUUUUAACACUUGUGAAAUAGGACAGACCUUUCUAUCUAUAGCAAAGAUUAUAAUAAAAAGCACAUACAGUAAAUUAAAUGUGAAAGCUCUCAUUUGUAUUUAGUGUAACAAACCAUGAAGACAAUAUGUAACUCAGCAGUUCGUAUAUCUUUUUCACCCUAGACUGAUAAUGCUAUAAACUGUCCCACCAUAAUGGCUUUAUCCAGUGAUUUUGGUAUUGCUGUUUCUGCUCCUUGAACCAACAAUAAAAGAACUGAUGUGAA
Molecule: messenger RNA, 3555 nt
Organism: Gopherus evgoodei (Goodes thornscrub tortoise)
Lineage: Eukaryota; Metazoa; Chordata; Testudines; Testudinidae
Product: serpin B10-like
Biological process (GO): negative regulation of endopeptidase activity
Cellular component (GO): cytoplasm
Molecular function (GO): serine-type endopeptidase inhibitor activity
Source: RefSeq, a predicted model, not a curated record